This is a messenger RNA of Trichophyton rubrum CBS 118892, 549 nucleotides long. RefSeq lists its product as uncharacterized. Bases 1 to 549 code for a protein of 182 amino acids. The transcript is spliced from 2 exons. The record is from RefSeq and is a predicted model, not a curated record. NCBI's taxonomy places the organism in Eukaryota, Fungi, Ascomycota, Eurotiomycetes, Onygenales, Arthrodermataceae.
AUGCAGAACAAGAUCUCAGACGCCAUCAAGAAAGACCACCGUGAGCUGGAGCAAUACUACCAGAUCAUCAUCAACUCUGUCGACCCGGGUGAGAAGACCAAGUACCAGAAUGCGUUUGUCUGGGAGCUCGCCCGUCACUCCGUAGGCGAGGAGCUGGUCCUGUAUCCUGCCAUGGAGCGUGUUAUGGGCGACGAAGGCACUAAGCUGACGGAGAAGGACAGAAAGGAGCACCAGCUCGUCAAGGAGCAACUGAAGGUGUUUCAGGGAACGGAUGCGACGGAUCCCAACUUCAUGGAUCUGAUCAAGGGGCUAAUGGGCAACCUGUCCGACCACAUCAAGGAGGAAGAGAGCAUCGACCUAGUCAAGAUCGAGGAGAAGCUGGAUCCCGAGGAGAGCGACCAGAUGGCGACCUCCUUUGAGCGGACAAAGAUGUUUGUCCCUACGCGGUCUCAUCCCAGUGCGCCGAACAAGCCGCCAUUUGAAACCGCUGUGGGACUGCUGGCUGCUCCCAUUGACAAGGUAGCCGAUCUCUUCAGGUCUUUCCCUUAG